Messenger RNA from Ochotona princeps (American pika), 2879 nucleotides. It is a transcript of the gene TUBGCP2, whose product is annotated as tubulin gamma complex component 2. The record is from RefSeq and is a predicted model, not a curated record. Gene Ontology annotation, biological process: cytoplasmic microtubule organization; meiotic cell cycle; mitotic cell cycle. The transcript is spliced from 17 exons. The coding region runs from base 55 to 2760 and encodes 901 amino acids. Gene Ontology annotation, cellular component: centrosome; gamma-tubulin small complex; spindle pole. Gene Ontology annotation, molecular function: gamma-tubulin binding; microtubule minus-end binding. Lineage: Eukaryota; Metazoa; Chordata; Mammalia; Lagomorpha; Ochotonidae.
CCCUGUUGGUGCUUCUAGACACCCCGCAGUGACGUGGGCGUGAGCACGAGAGCCAUGAGUGAGUUUCGGAUUCACCAUGACGUCAACGAACUGCUCAGCUUGCUCCGUGUGCGUGGGGGCGACGGGGCAGAGGUCUACAUGGACCUGCUACAGAAGAACAGGACGCCCUACGUGUCCACAACAGUGUCCGCUCACAGUGCCAAGGUUAAAAUCGCGGAGUUUUCUCGUACUCCAGAAGACUUUUUAAAGAAAUAUGAUGAACUCAAAUCCAAAAAUGCAAGGAACCUGGAUCCUUUGGUGUACUUGCUGUCAAAGUUGACAGAAGACAGAGAGACCCUGCAGUAUCUACAGCAGAACGCGAAGGACAGGGGUGAGCUGGCUGCCAGCAGCACCACCAGCUUCAGCGUCCCAGCCUCGGCCUCCAAGAUGUCCUUGCAGGAGCUGGAGGAGCUCAGGAAGCAGCUGGGCAGUGUAGCCACAGGCUCCACCUUGCAGCAGUCCUUCGAGCUUACCAGAAAGAUGCUUCGUGACAAGCAGAACAAGAGGAAUCUGGGCCAGCCUCUCCCUGUCUUCCCGGCCUGGGUGUAUGAGAGGCCAGCGCUGACAGGGGACUUUCUCAUUGGCUCUGGGCUGAGUACGGAUGUGGCCUUGCCCAUAGGUGCACUGCCCCUGGCUGCCCAGGAGGCAGCUGUGGUGGAGGACUUGCUGUAUGUGCUGGUGGGCGUGGAUGGCCGGUAUAUCACUGCCCAGCCCCUGGCUGGGAGGCAGACUCGCACUUUCCUUGUGGACCCCAACCUUGACCUGUCCAUCCGCGAGUUGGUGAACAGGAUCCUCCCCGUGGCUGCCAGCUACUCCACUGUGACCAGGUUCAUCGAGGAGAAGUCUUCCUUCGAGUAUGGCCAGGUGAACCAUGCGCUGGCGGCCGCCAUGCGCACCCUGGUCAAGGAGUACCUGAUCCUGGUCACACAGCUGGAACAGUUGCACAGACAGGGCCUGCUGUCGCUGCAGAAGCUCUGGUUCUACAUCCAGCCGGCCAUGCGCACUGUGGACAUCCUGGCCUCCCUCGCCACCUCAGUGGACAAAGGUGAGUGCCUCGGGGGCGCAACGCUAAGCUUGCUCCACGACAGGACGGUCAACUACACAGGAGACAGCCAGGCCCAGGAGCUGUGCCUGUACCUCACCAAGGCGGCCAGCGUGCCCUACUUUGAGGUUCUGGAAAAGUGGAUCUAUCGGGGCAUCAUCAAUGACCCAUACAGUGAGUUCAUGGUGGAGGAGCACGAGCUGCGCAAGGAGAAGAUCCAGGAGGACUACAACGACCGCUACUGGGACCAGCGCUACACUGUUGUGCCCCAACAGAUCCCGUCCUUCCUGCAGAAAAUGGCUGGCAAGAUCCUCAGCACAGGGAAGUACCUGAAUGUGGUCCGAGAGUGUGGCCGUGAUGUCACAUGCCCUGUGGCCCAGGAGAUCCUCUACACACUGAAGGAGCGGGCAUAUGUGGAGCAGAUCGAGAAGGCCUUCAGCUAUGCCAGCAGGGUACUCCUGGACUUUCUGAUGCAGGAGCAGGAGCUGCUGGCCCACUUGAGGUCCAUCAAGCGCUACUUCCUGAUGGACCAGGGGGACUUUUUCGUGCACUUCAUGGACCUCACCGAGGAAGAGCUAAGGAAACCUGUGGAAGACAUCACGCCCACACGGCUGGAGGCCCUGCUGGAGCUGGCCCUGCGCAUGAGCACUGCCAACACCGACCCCUUCAAGGAUGACCUCAAGAUCGACCUAAUGCCUCAUGACCUGGUCACCCAGCUGCUCCGGGUGCUGGCCAUCGAGACCAGGCAAGAGAAGGCCAUGGCUCACGUGGACCCCACUGAGCUCACCCUUAGUGGGCUCGAGGCUUUCUCCUUUGACUACAUCGUCAAGUGGCCGCUGUCGCUCAUCAUCAGCAGGAAGGCACUGACCCGCUACCAGAUGCUGUUCCGGCACAUGUUCUACUGCAAGCACGUGGAGCGUCAGCUCUGCAACGUGUGGAUCAGCAACAAGGCCGCCAAGCAGCACGCGUUGACCUCAGCCCGCUGGUUCGCCAGUGCCUUCACGCUGCGCCAGCGCAUGCUCAACUUCGUGCAGAACAUCCAGUACUACAUGAUGUUCGAGGUCAUGGAGCCCACCUGGCACGUUCUGGAGAAGAACCUCAAGUCUGCCUGCAACAUUGAUGACGUCCUGGGCCACCACACGAGCUUCCUGGACACGUGCCUGAAGGACUGCAUGCUGACCAACCCUGAGCUGCUGAAGGUCUUCUCCAAGCUCAUGUCGGUGUGCGUCAUGUUCACUAACUGUAUGCAGAAGUUCACACAGAGCCUGAAGCUGGACAGCGAGCUGGGCCGGCUGACGCUGGAGCAUGGCACCAUGCUGGGGCCACCCACAGAAGCCGAGCGGGCCGAGGAACGCAGCCGGAAGGAGUCUGCCAGGAGGCACCUGACCGAGCACAUGGACACGCCUCAGCUGGCCUCUGGCUUCGAGGCUGCUAUCAGCAGCUUUGACAAGAACUUCUCUGCUCACCUGCUGGACCUGCUGGCCCGACUGAGCAUCUAUAGCACUAGCGACUGCGAGCACGGCAUGGCCAGUGUCAUCUCCAGGCUGGACUUCAACGGCUUCUACGCGGAGCGCCUGGAGCGCCUGUCUGCAGAGAGGAGCCAGAGGGCAGCACCACCUGUGCCCGGCCCCCGAGGGCCCUCAGCAGCAGUGCCCAGGGUGGCGGUCACUGCACAGUGAGCCUCAGCCCAGGCAGGAAGUCCACGGGGCAGCAGGUGCCAUUGGCCUGCCCCUGUGGAUGUGUUGCAGCAGCCAUCAGCACUGAGCUCUGUUUCUCCAGCUGCCCUUCUCUGAAUAAA